This is a messenger RNA of Clonostachys byssicola, 723 nucleotides long. The record is from the annotation of a GenBank genome assembly. NCBI's taxonomy places the organism in Eukaryota, Fungi, Ascomycota, Sordariomycetes, Hypocreales, Bionectriaceae.
AUGGUCAAUCUAUUUCAGGCAUUCCUUCAGCUGCUGAUUUCCAGCAUUGCCCUAGCAUCAGCCAAGGACCUCCGUAUCAUGCCCCUCGGGGCCUCGAUCACCUUUGGUGUUGGCUCGAGCCAGGGCAAUGGCUACCGCGAGUUCCUCCGCGAAUCGCUGCAGGGCGCCGGAUACAAGGUCACCUACGUCGGAAGCCAGCAUAACGGCCCCAUGACCAACAACGACAAUGAGGGUUUCCCAGGUCUCCGUAUAAGCCAGGUCCUUAACGACCACGCCAAGACAGACGUUCCCACGUACAAGCCCAACGUCUACACCAUCAACCUAGGUACCAACGAUGCCGUUCAAAACUUCAAUAUUGACGAGGCCGGGAAGCGCAUGGACGAGCUCAUCGACUUCCUCUGGACGGCCACCCCUGACGCCAUUGUCGUUCUCUCCACCCUCGUCCGAAACAAGGACGCCAAUACCGAUGCCCGCGUCGUGAAGAUCAACAAGCAGUUCGAGGAUCUCGUCAACAGGCGCAAGAGCAACGGCAACAACAAGAUCGCACUGGCCGACAUGCAUGGCUCCGAUGGUCCUCAGGAUGCCGAUAUCAACUCGGACGGAACACACCCCAAUGACACUGGCUUCAAGAAGAUGUCUAACAUUUGGUUUGACGCCAUCAAGAAUGUGUCUGGGUCCGCCAAGAAGAGCAAGGCUUGCAAUAAGAAGCGAACCGAGGUGUAA